AUGAAUCCAGCCGCCCAGUAUCUCAUCACCCACAGCUUCUGGCGCCACCAUUACGAUGUCAGCACAACAAACAAAACACACCUCUUCCAUGUCGUCAACUCCACCCUCACACCAGGAAAACCGGAUCUGACCUUCCACCGGGGCCCAGACUCCAAUGGGCCCAUUGCAGGAGUGUGUAAGUUCAGACACUUCUCCUCGGACUGUGAAAUUGGGCUCGGAAAUCCUGAACGGCCCAACAAAAUGGACUGGGAAUAUCUCCAUAAGCAAGGCUUUAUGAAGCGUGUAUACUGGUUCCGGAUGCAGGUGGAGGACGGCACGAAGCAAACUUUCACCUGGAAACGAACCCACUCGCUUGGUAGUGGCCAUGAAAACUACAAAUUAGUCGAGGAGACCAGCCAGACAGUUGUUGCGGUUUUUUCUUCCGGUGGCAUCUUUUCCAAAACAACCGGUUCCUUGGAUAUCUACUUCCAUCUAGGGUCACAGUUCUACCUCAUGGCGCUUAUGUCGGCAAUUUCCGUUAUUGAGAGGGCCAGGCGUGCGAGACAGAGUUCGCAAGCUGGAGGAGGAGGGGGAGGAUCAUGUUAA
Molecule: messenger RNA, 585 nt
Organism: Penicillium griseofulvum
Lineage: Eukaryota; Fungi; Ascomycota; Eurotiomycetes; Eurotiales; Aspergillaceae
Exons: 1
Coding region: 1-585 (194 amino acids)
Source: RefSeq, a predicted model, not a curated record